Messenger RNA from Acipenser ruthenus (sterlet), 5880 nucleotides. RefSeq names its product tetratricopeptide repeat protein 31-like. The transcript is spliced from 18 exons. NCBI's taxonomy places the organism in Eukaryota, Metazoa, Chordata, Actinopteri, Acipenseriformes, Acipenseridae. The coding region runs from base 206 to 2137 and encodes 643 amino acids. The record is from RefSeq and is a predicted model, not a curated record. Gene Ontology annotation, molecular function: protein binding; RNA binding.
GUACAGUUGGAGGGAGGGCCCCUGUGGUGCGCAACCGCGCCUACUUUCGAGAACUUUACUUUCGCACCAGGAAGUCGCAUGUAGGCCUCUCGCUGAUCAAAUUGAAAGAAAUUAGUUUGGUGCUAAACCAAAUGAAACCGAGAGAGGGACGUACUUGAAAGAAGAGUGUACAACUAUAAAUAUAUAGCGGUCAUACGUCAACACAAUGUCUAAAAAGAAAAACGGAUCAGAGGCUUGUCAGGUUGUACCUAAAACUGCAGGUGAAGUGGUGGAUAUCUCCUAUGAUCAUCAUUGUGGGAACAUAUUUGAUCUUGUAAAAAGACUUGAAGGUGAAGAUAUUACUAAAAUGACGAAUCCAAGACCAGCCGGUUUAGGUUUUGAAUAUCAGAUUGAAGAUGAUGAUGAUGCAUAUGAAGAUGUGGAUGAUAGUGAUGAUGAAUAUAGUGAAAGUGAUUAUUGCUAUUCUGACUAUGAUCCUGAUUACGCACUUAGAUCCACAUACUGUGGAUUUCCAAGAGUGUUCCUAGACCCGAAUUACAUGCCAACGGGCUUGGAUAUGAAUUUACCUUUCAAUUAUAAAAUGGGUGUUACAGCUGAGGAAGCAGAAAAAAAUGGGAAAGAAUUAGUAGAUGAGGAACAAAGAGUUGCGCAAAAAGCUGAAAAGAAAAGGCUUAAGAAAAAGAGACAAAAAGAGAGAAAAAGACAAGAGAAAUUAGAAAAAAUAAAUCAAAAUGAAGCAAGUUGUCUUGCUGAAGAAUUACUGAAUGUCAAUAUCGCAAAUAGUGAUGAAGAGAAGAAUAUAUCAAAUAAAAAAGAAGCUAGUAUGUUGUCUGCAAAAAGACCAACUGAAUCUUCAGAGAAACACAAAGAAAUAAAUGGAAAUGAGUCUAGUAAUGAGGAUGACGGCAAAAAAGAAGACAGCCCAGAGGAGGAAUCUGAGGAUGAGUUGGAUUUGACCAGCACCUUUGUAUCGAAAGCAGCCAGCAUUGCAAAGCGUAAAAUGGAAUUAAAACCUAAAUCAGAGAAGAAAGAAAAAAAGAAAAAGCCUGAAAAGGAUACAGAAGUAAAGGAAGAGAUACAAGAGAAUGGCAAUGAAGACAAUGGUGCAAUUCAUGCUAGGAGUUUUGAACAAGCAGAUAUAGGUAAUCAGCUGGCCAGCAGUGGCCGUUUUGAAGUUGCUGUGACUUAUUUCACCAAUGCAAUCAAGUUUAAUCCAAAGGAAUAUAAGCUCUUCGGUAAUCGGUCUUUCUGCUAUGAGAGACUGAUGCAAUACGAUAAAGCACUGAAUGAUGCAGAAAUAUCCCUCAGCUUGUGUCCCUCUUGGACAAAAGGAUACUUUAGAAAAGGAAAAGCAUUAGCUGGACUGCAGCGAUAUGCUGAAGCAGAAGUUGCUUUAAAAGAAGUAUUAAAUCUUGAUAGCACAUGUGCUGAUGCGGAGCAAGAGCUGAUGAGAGUCCAGAUUAUCCAGUUGAUGGAAAUGGGCUUCACUCGAGAGCAGAGUACAGAUGCUUUAAUAAUGUAUGGGACAGUUCAUAAGGCACUAGAAGCACUGUCCAACAUCCAUGCUGGAAAUGGCCAUGCUGUGGAAGAGGAGUGGAUAGUGAGUGGAAAAAAAGGUCACUCUGCUGCAAAGUCUGUGCCACGACCCCAGAUACCCCAGACCACGCAACUAAAACCUGUACUUCAACCAAGAACUGCCCAAGCAAACAUACAGCUCGGAGAGCAGCCUAUAUGGGUAGGAAAUGUGACUAAUUCUAUAUCACCGGAACUACUGAAGCAUGUCUUUAGCACGGCUGGUCCAAUCAACAGUGUUAAGAUGCUUUAUGACAGACGCUGUGCCUUUGUUAACUACUCAAACAAGGAGGCUGCUGAACGGGCUAUCCAAACACUGCAGGACUUGGAAAUUGAAGGAACCAAGCUACUUAUCCGUUAUCCUGAUCACUCUUAUAAAAAUCAAGGAAGGACAAAUCUACCCUCUGCUGUACCAGGACUUGCUGCUGCACAGACUGCUAAACCCUUAGUUUUGGGGAAGCCUGUUGGAGAGUGUUUUUUCUGGAGGAUGACAGGGUGCACGAAAAAAGUGUGUCCUUAUAAACACAUUCCUGAACACAAGGGUAUAGAUAGACAAAAGAAGUAGCACCCAAUUUCACUAGAAUGAUUUUAAAUCUACUACCUGGGAAAUGUUGAAACCUAUAGAGUAUACAUUAAUCAAAUAAAUGCAUCUAGAAAACUUAAAUAAAAGGACACCCAUAUGCCAAAGUGUACCAGCCCACAGUGUCAAAAUUGUAUCUCAACAAUAUGAAAUGUAUUUUAUUUUAAUUCGUCCUGAAGUUUUACAUUUAAUUGGAUGCCCACUUGCUAAAGGGGGGGGGGGGGGGGGGCUAACAAAGCAACUUUCCUUUUGUAAACUACAUUUAUUUAUUAUUAUUAUUAUUUAUUUCUUAGCAGACGCCCUUAUCCAGGGCGACUUACAAUUGUUACAAGAUAUCACAUUAUACAUUAUUUCACAUUAUACAGAUAUCACAUUAUUUUACAUACAAUUACCCAUUUAUACAGUUGGGGUUUUACUGGAGCAAUCUAGGUAAAGUACCUUGCUCAACGGUACAACAGCAGUGUCCCUCACUGGGGAUUGAACCCACAACCCUCCGGUCAAGAGUCCAGAGCCCUAACCACUACUCCACACUGCUGUACAUAGUACAACUUGCAAAUAACAAAUCCAUUUUAAAGUUGGCACUGGGUUGGCUUUGUUUGUGGAUGUCCAAAUCAUUUACUUUGGGUGGGGUAACAGUGACAGUUUCAAUCCUUUCAGAUAUCAACUCUGCCAUGAUAAAAUCAAUGUAAGGAAUUAUUUUUACGCUAGCCAUAAAAUAUAAUUAUUCAAUGCGACGUUUGUGUCCCAAUAAUGAUUCUGAGCAUUUUGACCUUGACACAGAUUUACACCAUUGAUUGCUGUCUCCAGUUUCUUUCAUUGUUUUGUAACUGGGUUGACUUUAUGAACACAGGCCUGUAUCUUUGCAGAAAGCCUCACGAUUGCAUACAGCUGUGGCCAAACGUUUUGCAUCACCUAGAAUUUUAGGAUUGAGACAAUCCAAAAGAAGAAAAAAAACCCUGAUGUGACCAUUGUUUUUCUUUAUUAUUUAAUUAAAGAAACUACAAAAUGAUAUCACAGAAGUCUAAUGGAAGGCAUGCUAGUAGUACAGUAUUUCAGUUGGAUUUUGAAAUGUCACAUUUUUCAUUUCAGUUUUUCGUUAAGUAUAUGGAAAGCUACAAAGAGUUAUGUAAUUCAAUAUGUAAACGUAACAUUAUCCAGCAGUUUCAUGGUUUAGGAAACGCAGUUAGUUAUUUUAUAUAGGGUGAUGCAAAACUUUUGGCCAUAGCUGUACUUCAUUAUUUCUUUAUGUGCAAAAAACUACCGGGAGACAUUUGAUCUUAAUUUUGAUCAGUUGUGUUUUUUUUUCUUAGUGUUUUUAGUUUUCGAAAGUCACCCAGUUUAGUGUCAUUCUUGCAAUUGGAUGUAGAGUACAGGGGAAAUGUUGGUGCAACUUAAAAAAAAUAAGAGCAUUACACUUGAGAGCUUCACUGUGUUUCAAAAUUGAGUAGAUCUUUUUAUUUUGAAUUGGUAUACAAAACAAAUUCUAAACAAUGUAGUAUUUUAUCAGGUACCUGUUUCUGCAGCAUGGUCCUUGACUGGCCAUGUGUUUUUAUAUGUUUCUCUUGUGCCGACUGGUGUAUUUGCCCUAUAGAAACCUUCCCAUGUUAAUUUAGUCUGGAAAAAAGCCAUCCAAAUUUUAUAUUUUACUUCUCAAAAUUUAUUCUGGACUAAAUUGUAGAUAAAUCAGUAUUACUUUUUUGAAGAAGUUGGUUGUCAUCACAGAAUUCAGAUUUUUUUGAAUAAUUGAAUUGUGUUGCAAUGUAGGUUGCAAAUUUAGUCUGACACCCAGUAACCAAAGAAUACAUAUGUAUGUGUAUGUGUUUGUAGGCAAGCAACCAAUUGGGAGUUGCCAUUUUCAAAAAUAUAUAUUGCCGCAAGACAUUCAUUUUAACUGCCUGAAAUUAAUAUUUUCCACAACUAAAUGAGUAACCAGACAAUGUGGCAAUUAUUAUUAUUAUUAUUAUUAUUAUUAUUAUUAUUAUUAUUAUUAUUAUUAUUUAAAAGCUUUAUUUUGGAGAUGGCAGUUUACAGAAACUAACUUUUUUUUUUUUUUUUUUUUUAUAUAUAUAAAUAGGUCUCUUUGUGGGACAUUGCUCUAUUUUAUUUUCACGGAAAAGUUAUUGGGUUUACUUAUAACUCCAGUAUAAAGUGUUUUUUCUUUUCUUUUUAAUAAUUACCCAACCUUACUAAAAUACACUGCACAAAUACUGUGGUGGUUUAUAGAAUUCCUCUCUGUAGGUGUUUGGCCAUGGCAGAAACAAAAUGCUGAAUACUACAUUUUAACCGGGGUUCAAUAUUGGCCUUAAUUUUUGCAGCGGUUAUGCUGUAGCUGUUGUGUAUUCAGUUUUUUUUUUCAAAUUCAAAUCAAUGUUUGAAAGUUGGCAAUUUCAGUAAAGAAAUGUGUUAAUGGGAAAAACUGUAGGAGUAUGUUUAUGCUUUUAUAAUGACAUGUAUAAAAAAAUCUAAUCAGACAACUGUGUGAUCUUUUAUUUACCACAAACCUCCUGCAUACACAAGAAAACAUUGUACCUGGAAAAUGUCUUUUCAUGUGUGGUCAAACCUGGUUCCAAUAAAGCAGGUAUUUAAAACAUUUUGGUUACCUUGAGAAGAAUUUUGAUUAAGGCUGUUGGCAGUUCAUUUAGACAACCCGCUGGAAAGCUAUCUGAUCCCUGGGCAAGUCAACAGUUCAGUUUAACCUCGUAUUGCUGAUACAGACCACUUGCUUUCAGACAGUAUCUUUACAUUUAUCUGCUGUAACCUGCUGCUGCUUUGGUUCUGAUGAACUGACCUGCCCACUGAGGCCACCUCCCUCCACAAUUCACCCUUGAAUGGCAAAAUAGGAAUGGGGAGGAAUUCAUAUCUUUCAUCCUUUUUUGGGUAUUCUAUGUAACCACAUGGAUUAUAUCAAGUUUGAUGUGGAAAGUAAAACUUGUAUAUAAAUGAAUAAUUGUUAAAUGUACAAAUCAAUUUAUUUAUUUUUAUAUAUCACUUGGGAACUGUUAGUGUAUUUAAGUGAAUAAUGCAGUAGCUUAAAUGUACAUUAACAUAAAAUGUACUUUAAUUCAUUUAAAAUAAAUUUGAGUUACAAGAGCUUGAUAAACAAUCAAUGUUUAAUGGAUCAGAUGUCCUGGCUUUAGUGAUACAAAAUAAUUUGAAAUUGUAUUACAGUCAGUAGAUGGCAACAGUAAGCAAGUGAUAAAAUUAGGUAUAAACUAGGGGUGAGGCAGUGCUGUGUUGAUAUCGUUUAUUGUCAAAUAUACAUGUUUUUGGUUUCUUUUUAAUCACUCGAUCAUUCAUCGUUGACCAUGACAUGCUUGAGUGACUAUGACUGAAGUAUAUGCAUUUAAUCACCUAAUUAGUAAGACAGUUGAUUGGACACUGGAUAUGGAGUGAUUUCAGCUGUUGAAUUGCAUGCCUGAAUAAAAGCAAUAAAGAAAAUCACAGAAAAAAAAAAAACCAAUAUGCCACGUCUGUCAAGAGAGCAGUGCCUCUGUGCAAUCAGCAUGUUGGAGGCUGGAGUAGGGCAGUGUACUGUGGCUCGCCGUCUUGGGUGCUCACAGCCAGCAAUUUCAAACCUGGCGAGACGGUAUAACCAGACACACACUGCCAAUGACAGGCCAUGAACUGGGAGACCAAGAGUCACAACACCUGCCCAAGAUCAACAUUAUUUUGCAGCAUCUUUGUGAUACCAAUUGUUAAUCGGUACAAUAAAAAGUCACCGCACCUGC